GAAGAGUGAAAGCAAACCGUAGUAAUGGCUUCUUCUUUUAUGCACGAAGCUCUUUUCUCUUCUCGGCUUCUUCAAGUCAAUUCAUCUUCUUCUUCGUCCUCCCGUUGCGCUCUUCCAAUUAUCUCUUCACCAGCUGCAGUAUCUUGCGCAAUCAAAUCGACCCAGUUUUUUAAACAGCGUUGUAGAACCAAAUUGAGAGACUUUUCUCUUUCUUCACUGUCCCGGAGAGGGUUUGUUUGCAGAGCUGCUGAGUACAAGUUUCCGGAUCCCAUACCUGAAUUCGCCGAAGCUGAGACUGAGAAAUUUAGGGACCAUAUGUCAAAGAAACUAUCCAAGAGGGAUCUUUUUGAAGACUCUGUUGAUGAAAUUGUCGGAGUCUGCACUGAGAUCUUCGGGACGUUCUUGCGCAGUGAGUAUGGAGGACCUGGUACACUCUUGGUCAUACCCUUCAUUGACAUGGCAGACACUCUCAAUGAAAGGGAAUUGCCUGGAGGUCCACAGGCCGCACGAGCAGCUAUUAAAUGGGCUCAGGAUCAUGUAGACAAGGACUGGAAGGAAUGGACUGGCACUGAUUAGUCCUUGAAGCAUAAAUUAUAAUCCGUGAGUUAUUUAGUUCAGUAGUGGUGUAGCAGAUGAUAUAAGUGUCAUUGUAAAACUCUGAAUUUUGCAGAUUUUGGUAUUUUAGAAGCUCUGUUCUUAUAAUCCUUUGUCACAUCAACUGUUUUACUCGGUGAUUAGUGUAUGGUCGAAUAGAAUCUUCCAAUGUAU
This is a messenger RNA of Arabidopsis arenosa, 768 nucleotides long. NCBI's taxonomy places the organism in Eukaryota, Viridiplantae, Streptophyta, Magnoliopsida, Brassicales, Brassicaceae. The record is from the annotation of a GenBank genome assembly.